AGAUGAGACUCCUGAAGGGUUGAAAGAGGUGCGCGAUGUCGGAAGCAGUGAUGGGGACCAGCGUCGUCCGGUACACGAACUCGAGCCUCCUGCGGGUGGCUUCCGGAGCCGGAGACACGACGAUGUUCUGCCAGCCGAACAGCACGGCCGACGACGGGAGCUACAUCGAGGAGGACAUCCAAGUCCGGAUCGAGAGGAUCGUCGAGAUCCUAGUGCCGCUCCUCUUCGGCGUCAUCAUCGUCCUGGGCCUCUUCGGCAACGCCCUCGUCAUCAUCGUCGUCUCGGCGAACCAGCAGAUGCGCUCGACGACGAACCUGCUCAUCAUCAACCUGGCCAUCGCCGACCUCCUCUUCAUCGUCUUCUGCGUCCCGUUCACGGCCGUCGACUACAUCAUGCCCUACUGGCCGUUCGGGGACACCUGGUGCAAGACGGUGCAGUACUUCAUCGUCGUCACCGCCUUCGCGAGCGUCUACACGCUGGUGCUGAUGUCGCUGGACAGGUUCCUGGCCGUCGUCCACCCGAUCGCGUCCAUGUCGGUGCGCACCGAGCGCAACGCCUCCCGGGCGAUCCUCAUCCUCUGGGCGGUCAUCCUCGUCUCGACGAUCCCGGUCAUCUCGCGCCACGGCGAGGUCCGCUACGAGCACAACGAAACCGAGCACACCACGUGCAUCUUCCUCACGUACAACCCCGUCACUUGCCCCGGUGGAUACAGCUACGCCGCUUUUCAGAUUUCGUUUUUUCUGACGGCCUACAUGAUCCCGCUGACGAUGAUCUGCGCGCUUUAUUUCUUCAUGCUUUUCCGGCUGUGGCGGGGAGUGGCGCCCGGCGGCCACAUCUCGGCAGAGAGCCGUCGGGGCAAGAAGAGGGUCACCAGGAUGGUCGUCAUCGUCGUAGCCAAUUUCGCCUUCUGUUGGUUCCCCAUCCAAGUGAUCCUGACGCUGAAGAGUCUGAACAUGUACAGUUUAUCCGCCCGAAAUGUGAUAUUGCAGGUGAUCAGCCACGUGCUGGCCUACAUGAAUUCGUGUAUAAAUCCGAUCCUGUACGCUUUUUUAUCGGAGAACUUCCGGAAAGCGUUCCGCAAGGUGAUUUACUGCCGGAAAGGAGGGCUCCGGGCGCGCGGUCACAUGGACGGCCGGCCCGGCGACGAGAGGUCCGCGCUCACCAAAACCACCAGAACCAAUGAUAUUUUAUGAGAGUACAAGAGCUCUGGAGUGGUGGAAAUUACGCAAAGCAAGGUUGACAGUGAGGUGUUGUUGACUGAUCGGGAGCUUACGAUAGAGGAAACGGAUUUCCUCUAAUGUUAACAGUGCCACCCUGGUCUUCAAGGACCGGUCUAGCCUUGCGAUGGCUGUGAGAUCUGCGCCGUGAAAACUAAGGCAGUUGACACCUUCAGCAGGGACCUCGACUUCAUAUUUGCAACCUCGAGUAUCUUUUUCGUGCCGUCAGCGAAAAUACUGAUCAAUCGCUCGGCUUUAAAUCUAUUGGGAUCCAGCGAAUAGGUAACAUUGUAUUUUUUCCAUUUAAACCUAUGGAAAUGUAUCGAUUCUUGGAGGGGCCAGGUGCUCUGACAUAAUUGAUUAUUUAGUAUAGGUUUAAAUGAAGGAAAUCCGGUGUUGCCAAAUUGCUGAAUAUAUCCAAAACCAGCCUAACUGCGUUUCCUAACCCUUUGUGGUGAUUUCAUUAAACAGGAAAAAAGUAAGCAGCGUUUUGUUCAACAUUUUGUGGGAAUUUCCCUCUUAAUGUAAGGGAAGUCACAUAUCGUUUCAGAGCACUACCUCUUGGGUUUUAAAAAUUAAACAUGAGAGAAAAUCAGGUGACGUGAAUCACAGUUAGGCAUACUUUGCCUAAAAUCGUUCAAUUGAAUCUUUUAAUACACGUGAGGCUUGAAACCGAAAUUAGUUUUCUGUUUUAUUUUGAAGAUGGCAUGCACCAAAAGCAAAAUUUGAUAUUUAAUGGCUGUUCUCGGUAAUGAUCAGUAUGGCUGAAUGAAUCGCAUUUUGUAGUAUUUAGUCCAUCAAGCUUAACCAACGGUUAAUUUCUCCAUAAUCAUGCCUAGCGCAAAACUCAAACAGGCUCACAGCUGAAAUAUAUCAUCCUUAUUUUGGCAUAGAAAUUGCAAACUUGCAUGAUAUGCAAUUAUGAGAAGAAAGGACGUCGCGUUGUAGCCAUCACUAAAGAGUAUAGUAGAGUAUAUUAUGAGUAUUCAUCUGCUCUGCAUUCAGCACCAUUAUUGGUGUUCCAAGCACAAAAAUGGUUGAGUAUUUGGUCGAGAGCAAUUUGAUUUAAAAUAGUGUCAAAUUAUAAUAUUUUCAUGACGAUUCGCAUACAUACGGAACGAUUCACAUUAUAAAGCAUUGAAAACCUUGAUAGAACAAUGGUUCAACAAGAAGCUGUGAAAGUGCUCAACUCGCUUCGGCCCUUUCUUUACAAGAGGAAAACUCUUGAGUUCUUACAAAUGCGUUCAUACAAAUUUUGAAUUUUCUGUUCAAAAAUGUCAAAAUGACUUUGACUUUAAAGGGUUCAUUCAAUGCUGCAAAUAGAGCAAGAUAUUUGGAAAAACAGGCAAGAAUUCUCGACAUUAAUUUUUUUAAAAUUCUUGUUUCCACUUCCGUUCUCUCAUUCAAAUAUUUUGAGCAUUGCAGGUUCUACAGAUUUGUUUAUGACCAGACCCAAUUAUGGGUCUUGAAGAAGAUUUUUAAGAAAUAAAAUUUCAUUUUUUUUUUUUUUUUUUUAAAAAAAAAGGAAAAUCAACUUUUUAUGAGGAUUAGCCAGCCCUGGCACGAGUUCAAAUCUCACGUCAUUGGCGCAAAUAUGAGAGUCAAAAAACAUUAUGACCGUGAUCAUCAUGAUCGAGAUCUACUACCAGUGAUCGUUGUUGUAUACCUACGUUACGUGAUUGUUCAAGUUUACUAUUCAAUCUCCGCACGAGAGAGCACUUAACGAAACUUCGAAAAUUAGUUUUAAAAAAUUGUAAACUCGAUGCUCAAAUUUGGAAUUGACGUAUUAAAAAUUGUGUUUUUAUUUAC
Messenger RNA from Bemisia tabaci, 3026 nucleotides. It is a transcript of the gene AstA-R1, whose product is annotated as allatostatin A receptor 1. Gene Ontology annotation, cellular component: plasma membrane. NCBI's taxonomy places the organism in Eukaryota, Metazoa, Arthropoda, Insecta, Hemiptera, Aleyrodidae. Gene Ontology annotation, molecular function: G protein-coupled receptor activity. The record is from RefSeq and is a predicted model, not a curated record. Gene Ontology annotation, biological process: G protein-coupled receptor signaling pathway.